GUUAACUUUACUUUUUAACUUUUAAAAUCUAAUCAUGUCUACUGCGGGCCAAGUAAUUAAAUGUCGUGCUGCCGUUGCUUGGGAAGCCGGAAAGCCUUUAAGUAUUGAGGAAAUUGAAGUAGCACCUCCAAAGGCUCAUGAAGUUCGUAUUAAGAUCCUUUAUACUGGUGUUUGUCACACUGAUGCUUAUACUCUUUCUGGUGUUGACCCCGAAGGAGUUUUCCCUGCUAUUUUAGGUCAUGAAGGUGGUGGAAUUGUUGAAUCAGUGGGUGAAGGUGUAACAGAUGUUGCUGUAGGCGAUCAUGUCAUUCCACUUUAUACAGCUGAAUGUCGUCAAUGUAAAUUCUGUAAGAGUGGAAAAACAAAUCUCUGUGGUGCUGUUCGUGCUACUCAAGGUCGUGGUUUAAUGCCUGAUGAAACUGUUCGUUUUACAUGUAAAGGAAAGCCCAUCUAUCAUUAUAUGGGUACAUCUACUUUUUCAGAAUAUACAGUUGUUGCGGAUGUUUCUGUUGUUAAAGUGGACCCUAAACCUAGUUUGCAGAAGCUUUGUCUUUUAGGCUGCGGUAUUACUACUGGUUUUGGUGCUGCUACCAAGACAGUCCAAGUUGCUGAAGGAGAUAGUAUUGCUGUCUUUGGUGUUGGUUGUAUCGGUCUUAGUGUUAUCCAAGGUGCUGUUUAUAAUAAGGCUAAGCGUAUCAUUGCUAUUGAUAUAAACUCCAAAAAGGAAAAAGUGGCUCGUGAAUUCGGUGCAACUGAUUUUGUCAAUCCUACUGAGCUUAAAGUACCAAUUCAACAAUAUCUUGUUGACAUGACCGAUGGUGGACUUGAUUAUACAUUUGAUUGUACAGGUAACGUUGAAGUGAUGAGAGCUGCUCUUGAAUCCUGCCAUAAGGGUUGGGGUGAAUCUGUUAUUAUUGGCGUUGCUGCUGCUGGUAAGGAAAUUAGUACAAGACCCUUCCAAUUAGUCACUGGCCGUGUAUGGCGUGGUUCUGCUUUUGGUGGUAUUAAGGGACGUUCUGAAAUGGGCGGAUUAGUUCAAAAGUAUUUGGACGGUCAAUUGAAGGUGGACGAAUAUAUUACACAUACUUUUGAUUUAGGAGACAUUAAUAAGGCCUUUGAUGCUAUGCAUGCUGGUGAUUGUGUUCGUUCGGUUGUUACCGUUCAAAAGGAAUAAAUAUUUCAUUUGCAUCUCCUUUUUUUUUUCUUCCUAACAUGUACAUAACGUUUACUUCUCCUUGUUAUUAAAAUCUUGAUACAUAU
Molecule: messenger RNA, 1260 nt
Organism: Cokeromyces recurvatus
Lineage: Eukaryota; Fungi; Mucoromycota; Mucoromycetes; Mucorales; Mucoraceae
Product: chaperonin 10-like protein
Exons: 7
Coding region: 35-1174 (379 amino acids)
Biological process (GO): formaldehyde catabolic process
Cellular component (GO): cytosol
Molecular function (GO): zinc ion binding; S-(hydroxymethyl)glutathione dehydrogenase [NAD(P)+] activity
Source: RefSeq, a predicted model, not a curated record